GACCGGAAGUUCCGUCAGAAGAGAAACAAAGGGCUGUUUUUAGAUAAAUACAUGCUUUCAGUCCUGCUCUUUCCUCGGUGAAGCACUUUAAAUGUUUGGUGAACAGUGGGACUGUGUUCCGGGACGGUUUCAGUCACAAUAAGGAUGUCACACUGCACCCAGCUGUGGAAAAGGAGCUUACUCAUCAUUCCCCAUUUUUUCUGACCCGGUCUUCUGAAUGUCCCGAACACUGACCACCAUGAGCAGCGGUGCAGUGUCCAGUGACCAGCAGCAACGGCCGGGUCCCACGGAGACACUGCAGUGUCCUCGUGGUCCGUAUAUCUCAGCCAUCACUAAUAGGACCACUAACCUGUUCAUCCGAGGAGGAAUGCUGUUCUCCGUGGGCGUCUUCUUGGCUCUGGUGUUGAAUUUACUUCAGGUGCAGAGAAACGUCACCCUUUUCCCUCCAGACGUCAUCAGCAGUAUCUUCUCCUCGGCGUGGUGGGUGCCUCCCUGCUGUGGCACCGCCUCAGCAGUGAUCGGCUUGUUGUACCCCUGCAUCGACAGUCGGCUCGGAACACCACACAAGUUCAAGCGGGAGUGGUCGAGUGUGAUGCGCUGCGUGGCUGUAUUUGUUGGUAUCAACCAUGCUAGUGCUAAGGUAGACUUUGCUAACAAUGCACAGCUGUCUCUGACUUUAGCAGCACUCUCCAUCGGUUUAUGGUGGACCUUUGACCGCUCCCGCAGUGGUUUUGGUCUCGGGGUCAGCAUCGCUUUCUUGGCAACUCUGGCAGCCCAGAUCCUGGUUUACAACGGAGUCUUUCAGUAUACGUCUCCAGACUUCCUCUACAUUCGCUCUUGGCUCCCGUGCAUCUUCUUUGCUGGAGUCAUCACCAUGGGGAACAUCGGGCGGCAGCUGGCCUUGUACGAGUACAAAGUCCUGCAGGACAAGAGCCAUCAGGACUGA
Nematolebias whitei (Rio pearlfish) is the source of this 946-nucleotide messenger RNA. It is a transcript of the gene insig2, whose product is annotated as insulin induced gene 2. Gene Ontology annotation, cellular component: endoplasmic reticulum; SREBP-SCAP-Insig complex. The coding region runs from base 218 to 946 and encodes 242 amino acids. NCBI's taxonomy places the organism in Eukaryota, Metazoa, Chordata, Actinopteri, Cyprinodontiformes, Rivulidae. Gene Ontology annotation, biological process: SREBP-SCAP complex retention in endoplasmic reticulum; SREBP signaling pathway; cellular response to insulin stimulus. The record is from RefSeq and is a predicted model, not a curated record. The transcript has 7 exons.